Molecule: messenger RNA, 993 nt
Organism: Monosiga brevicollis MX1
Lineage: Eukaryota; Choanoflagellata; Craspedida; Salpingoecidae
Exons: 2
Coding region: 1-993 (330 amino acids)
Biological process (GO): regulation of cell cycle; negative regulation of apoptotic process
Cellular component (GO): nucleus; spindle microtubule; cytoplasm
Molecular function (GO): cysteine-type endopeptidase inhibitor activity involved in apoptotic process
Source: RefSeq, a predicted model, not a curated record
AUGGCGGCGCGCGAAGCAGCAGCAGAGGCGCUGGCGCCGGAACGGCGAUGGGAGUGGCACGCGGAGUCCAACCCGCCACCAUGGCCAGAGGAGCCCAUCGUGGCACACAACGCGACCCCCCGCGUUCCGACUGAGGAUCCUCCCCAGGACGUGAGAAGCGCUGCCAGCUGGAUCAGCACCGUGUUCUGGGGGGCGGCGUUGGCGCUUCUUGGUUGGACAAUAAUGGGCAUCUUGGCGGGCAAUGGUGCAUUUCGCGUGAACCUGGCCUUUGCGGCGGGCCAGGAAGCUCGGGCCCGAGCGACCGAGGAGCAGCGUCAGCAUGCCGUGCGACAGCGAGCUGAUCAGCAGGUGGACCUGCCCGUGCGCCCUAUCCUCACGCCGGAGCAACUGGGGCUGCGUGUCUUUCAUCCUUGUGGCAUUGACCUCGAUGUGCUGACUUUGCCCGACGUAGCGUCGCGCGAGCGUCUAAACCUGCAUUUUUCCAACGCCAACGAGCAUAUCCAAUCUGACCCGCGCUGGCAGGAAGCUUUGCACACCCGGUCAACCCUGGGCGGACCCGCGCAGGGUGCAGAAGGCUUGACGGGAUCCAAUACAGCCCCCAUCCAUGAGAUUGAAGACCCAGGCCCUGGGGUGCUGCUACUUGCCCUUCUUGUUACCCCUCGAUGGGAGGGGGCUGUCGCUCAACAUGGCGUUAGCGCGCUACUGCUCCAGCUGGAACGGCCAUCAGCGGGCGAAGCUUGGGCGCUGGUUGGCACGCAAGUCCGCCUUAACAACGGACAUCUGUUGCUACCCCAGCGCACCUUUGCUGGCACGGAUGAACAAGUCUGCAUUAUUUGCCUGGACGAGCCAGCACGGGUGAUUUUCCGCCCCUGCCAUCACCUCUGCUGCUGUGCUGCUUGCGCCCCCUAUGCUCAAGGGGGCUGCCCCAUGUGCCGCCAGCCCAUCGAAGGGCAAGUGACCCUCAAUCUUCCAACGUCGCCCGCUCAGACUUGA